This is a messenger RNA of Ylistrum balloti, 3582 nucleotides long. RefSeq lists its product as uncharacterized. Bases 1 to 3582 code for a protein of 1193 amino acids. The record is from RefSeq and is a predicted model, not a curated record. Lineage: Eukaryota; Metazoa; Mollusca; Bivalvia; Pectinida; Pectinidae. The transcript is spliced from 11 exons.
AUGGGAUCGGGAUUUAGUUCCGUGUGCUCCAGCAACAGGUCUGUGGUUAUAGCUAAUAGUGUUCGCAAAGUUAAAGAUCGUGGUAGUGUACCAUCAUUACGGCCACCAUCAGAUCACCUUCGCCCAAGUGUCCCAGGCAAACUUCGACCUUGUAUUUCAAGGGAUUCCGGCAUCGUAGAAAACGAAAUACCACAUGGACAGAGUACGGACUGUUCAAGAUCUGGCAGCGAUUUAAACAUUCAAGAAGACGCCGGAGAAUCGAGUGAUUCUGACGAGACUGUUUACUCUGAAAAGGAUUCCACGCAUAAAUCUAGACCGCAUUCAUGUCGCCUGGGUGAUCGUCGACGAAAACCACAAAGUUUAAAGGAUAAUGACCAAUCUUUUGUUGCAGAGGACAGACUUGUUCAGUAUUUACGAGCAACUCGUAGUUUAGGCACAGAAGGUGACUUUGAUGAAAAUGUUCCUAGUAGUAGAGUUGAAGACAAUGAAAGCGAUGAUGCUGACGAUGAUGAUGAUGAUCAUGACGACGACAACGAUAGCUUUUACGGAAAUUGCAACCAUAACAGAAAAAAUCAUAGUAGAAAUUCUCAUAAACGAAAGGGUUCCUCUAGGUUAAGAAGUGGUAGGAGUGUAGGUAAGCGGAGCAGCAAUACAACAGGAAGUUACAUAGAUAGUGAUUUAGAUUCAGAAAAUUAUAGUGAUUCGGAUAUUUGGACAAUUCCGGACGAAACAGGAAUGCCAAGUAAAAAAUCUGAUGACAGGAAUAGAAAAGGAUGGGUCACCAAUGAGGACCGGAAGUCGUUUGAUAACUAUUCCUCUUCCGGUUCAAUGACACCGACUCCAAGAUCCAGUCAAAGUCAAACGCUUGAUUACUACAGAAUAGUAAGUGACAGUUACAAGCGUUAUGGUGCAAAUCUUCACAAGAAAGCCAGCGAACGCUCCAUAUCCAGUAUAAUACUAAUGCCGAUUGCUGACUUGCGUUCUCCCACUAACAUGGAAUGGUAUCAUGAGCCAUCUAACAGCUUGCCAACCCACCUCCAAAGGAGAAUGGAUGACCUCGUUGAAGCGUUUUUGGAUGCCUUACAAGAUCGCCAUGAACAAGGAGAGCUGAGUCAGGCCGAAUACGAGAUUAUCAUGAGAAAUCUGCGUCAUCAGCUUGUCGAUUUCGUGUUUACCUGUAUAUCUAACGAUAUAACCCCACGCGUAGAAAUCCAGGCCAAUACGCAGUCAUUGUUUUCCGAUUCGGAUGCGAGUGGUAACCGCCCGUGGACGGUAGAGAUACAACUGAAGCCGUCUGACGAAGAGAUACUCCAAACAUCCGAAAAACAACUCGCUCGAAAACUGGUACAAAAGGGAUCUCAAAUCACCCGUGACGAUAUAUCUAUUUUACUUGGUGAUCACUUGAGGACCAUAGAACAGUUACAGCACGUGCGGGAUUCUGGUCGUCUGCAACAAGCUGAUGGUGUAGAAGACAAGCACCGUCUAUCGUCAGCACCGUCUCCUAGAAAAGGUUCUGCCAACAUGAGUUCGAAAAGGAAGAAAGUUCCUAGCAGUGCUCCAAACAAGUCGAGUAGAUCAGAGAAGGGACGAGUUAGUAGUAAUAGUAACGUCCUCACAAACUGCCUCCGUCCUCAAGCCAAGGACGACGACCUCCCGGGCAGGGUUCAGGUUUGCACGGUCAGUGGGGGAUUCAGCAAUGAGGAGGACAGUGAUAGUACGAUCGAAAACCUCUCUGAUUCUGAGAUCAAACGAUCCUUCAGGAAAAGUGCGUCUCUGGAUGAAAAAAGAUUCCGUCAAAACAAACAUUUGGAAAGCGCAUUUGACGAGAACGAGCUGUCCCAGAGAGUAAGUGGACAGAUAUGGGAUAAGUGGAGGACUCUGCCCGACGAGGAUUUCAGCCUCCUUAUAUCGGAGAGUAGAGAUCGCUUUAUUCAGACUUAUGGCCAGUACUUAGAAGAGCCAUCCAAGGUACAAGCCCAGAAGAACUUGUCGACAAAGCCACCUUUACACCCAGUCAAGUCCGCCUCUUCUGCCUCUCCAGCCAAUCCAAGGUCAUCCGACUCAAGGUCACCCGAAGGAUGUAUCGAUAUAGCCAAUGAACUGAGGCUUCUUGACAAGACUUUCAUACAGAACGUUCAAGAGCGAUUAACUAAAGAUGCAAUAUCAAGGGAAUCCCUGGAAGCACUAGUCUUGGAACACAUGAGGAAAACGUCCGUUAUCCGAGUUCAGGCCAUAACAGUAGGCCCCGCCCCACUUACUCGGACCAGGAGUCUCAACGAUGCCGUGGAAGGAUACAGGAGCCAAAACUCAUCAGCCGGAAGUACCCUCAGCCGGAGGAGUGAACCAGACUUCCGAAAGUACACAGUGUCUUCACCAGAGUAUGAAGACCUGUGGGGCUCCAACGAUAAACUCAACAACAAUCGAGUGAGUUCCGCACGUAGAAAUGCACCACGUGCAGUGACCUCGAGACGGCGGUCGGGACAGACUCAGGUUCAUGGUUUAUCUCAUAUGGAACCUCUGUCUGAGGGUGUGGAAGAAAACACCAUGCCAAAGGUCGAGGAGAUCGAGGGUAAGUUCAGCGUGAAGAGUCGGCCGGACAGUGGCAUAGCUGUGAGUAUGUCGUCAGGAAGUUACUCAAGUUACUCAAGUUCGGAAGUCGCAAAAGAGACGGACGAUAUCGAUGAAGCUUGCAUCACUGAGUCUUCCGAAAUGAGAGACAGACUUGGAAAGGUAAAUGCUGACUUACAUAACGAUAUGAAGAGUUUGGCUGCUGCUAUAACGAAGGGUCUGACGUCACAACAGCACAAGGCGCAUGCUUUAUACUACUGGUUGACCAACCUGGGAAUCGCCAAAUAUGCUAGAUCUAGCAAAGGAAAGAAUACGCCUUCUGGAAAACUAAAACAGCUUGUGGACAAGAAAAUAACAUAUGCCCAGCUGUAUACUGAUCUUUGCAAAGCGACUGGGGUUAAGUGUGAAAAGAUAGAUGGUUAUGUAAAGAACAAAGAUUUCUUGCCCGGAAACACAGUACAAACUUCCAAGUGCCAGCAUACCUGGAACGCAAUUAACAUUGACGGUCAGUACAGGUUUGUUGAUCCAGCUUAUGGAUCACGAAAAGAAAAAUUCUUCAUGGACCACUAUUUUCUAACAUCACCAGAUGAGUUCGUCCUAUCACACUUUCCAAAAGACAAGAAAUGGCAUUUAAUGAACAACCCCAUAUCGCUGGAGGUAUUCGAAGAAACCGUUAAGACCUGGCCUGCAAUGUUUCACUUCAACAUCCGACCGCUGAACAUGAAGGCAGUGAUUCGAACUUACGAUGGAAAGCUAAGUAUAACUGUAUUGUUACAGAAUGUUGCAGUGAUUCCACAGCUGGACUACUCGGGACCAGGCCCCGAGAUCGAUUCGGACGCCUUGGUAGAUUGUAUUGACGAGGAAAUAAGAGACAAUGAGAAUGCGGAGACGUUCCAUAUCUCCCUGCCAAGGGAGGGGAACUACUAUUUCACGCUUCUUGGUCACGUGCUGGAGGACGAGGUAGACGUUCCCGUGUUUCAGUAUAGAAUCGAAUACACAGACGAAUUGUUAUGA